Molecule: messenger RNA, 1047 nt
Organism: Closterium sp. NIES-65
Lineage: Eukaryota; Viridiplantae; Streptophyta; Zygnematophyceae; Desmidiales; Closteriaceae
Source: the annotation of a GenBank genome assembly
AUGGAGUACAACACUUUUAGCCUCCGUUCCACGGCUGCACGCGCAGCAGGGAGACAAAGAAGGGGGAGGGGGAAGAGCAGGGGCAGCAUAGGCACGGGCAGCAACGGGCGACGACGGGCAGCACAGGCACGGGCAGCAACGGGCGGCAACGGGCAGCACAGGCACGGGCAGCAACGGGCGGCGACGGGCAGCACAGGCACGGGCAGCAACAGGCAGCAACGGGCAGCACAGGCACAGGCAGCAACGGGCGGCAACAGGCAGCACACCCACGGGCAGCAACAGGCAGCACAGGCACGGGCAGCAACGGGCGGCAACAGGCAGCACAGGCACGGGCAGCAACGGGCGGCAACGGGCAGCACAGGCACGGGCAGCAACAGGCGGCAACAGGCAGCACACGCACGGGCAGCAACAGGCGGCAACGGGCAGCACAGGCACAGGCAGCAACGGGCAGCACAGGCUCGGGCAGCAACAGGCGGCAACGGGCAGCACAGGCACGGGCAGCAACGGGCGGCAACGGGCAGCACAGGCACAGGCAGCAAUAGGCAGCAACGGGCAGCACAGGCACAGGCAGCAACGGGCGGCAACAGGCAGCACAGGCACGUGCAGCAACAGGCAGCACAGGCACGGGCAGCAACGGGCGGCAACAGGCAGCACAGGCACAGGCAGCAACAGGCAGCAACAGGCAGCACAGGCUCGGGCAGCAACAGGCGGCAACGGGCAGCACAGGCACGGGCAGCAACGGGCGGCAACGGGCAGCACAGGCACAGGCAGCAACAGGCAGCAACGGGCAGCACAGGCACAGGCAGCAACGGGCGGCAACAGGCAGCACAGGCACGGGCAGCAACAGGCAACACAGGCAUGGGCAGCAACGGGCGGCAACAAGCAGCACAGGCACGGGCAGCAACAGGCAGCAACGGGCAGCACAGGCAGGCAGCCGUACCGAGUCCAAGAGCGGCGGCGCAUACAGCUGUAGGGUCGGCGCCGUGGGCAGGGGGGAGGGCGCCGCGACGAGUAGGAACGGCGCCCAAGGGGUGCCGCUACGAGUAG